CAAAGCCCACGCCGUUUGACUGACGGCUUGAUCCUCCCGGCACAACGUCCACGCUGCACUCGAAGGCUGGAGCACUUAUAAAUACCGUCAACUCCCGGAGCCACGCAGCUUUGGUUCAUCAAGUUUCGACUCACUUCAUUCCGAAAUCUUAACUUCAUCUUGUCUUGAAACCGCCGUUCAAGAGCCUACCGAGACGCAUAACCCUAGCCCUUGUCUCCCUAAGUCGUCAAACAUGGUCCAGACCCUCACCACCCAGAUUGAAAUCGCCGCUCCCCCAGAAGUGGUGCGAUCAGUGUUUCUCGACUUUGACCAGUACAAAGAAUGGCACCCGUCGUGGCUGUCCAUCGCCGUGGUCGAUCCCGCCAAACGACCAGCCGACCUACAGCCCAAAGACGUGCUGAAGGUCGGCCUGAAGACUUAUUAUUUCAACCCGACCGUGGUAGAAAACACGCCGAGUUGCUUCUCGUGGCUGGGUAAUCUGUACGGGCUACUGCUUGGGACGCACCAGUUUCACUUCACGCCGAGCGAACAGACGCCCGGCGGCACGACGCUGGUGCAUAAGGAAGACUUUUCGGGCGCCAUCGCCUUCAUGUUCCGCUCGGGCUGGAGCGCGGCCAAGUCGACAGGCGGCAACUUUGAGCAGUUCAACCAGGAUCUGAAGGCUGCUGCCGAGAAGGUGGCGCACUAGGCUGGUUAGAAAUAGGGGGGUUGACCGUGGCAGCGGUGUCCG
Molecule: messenger RNA, 730 nt
Organism: Lasiosphaeria miniovina
Lineage: Eukaryota; Fungi; Ascomycota; Sordariomycetes; Sordariales; Lasiosphaeriaceae
Exons: 3
Coding region: 233-688 (151 amino acids)
Source: RefSeq, a predicted model, not a curated record